Rhododendron vialii is the source of this 1103-nucleotide messenger RNA. RefSeq lists its product as uncharacterized. The record is from RefSeq and is a predicted model, not a curated record. The transcript has 2 exons. The coding region runs from base 134 to 886 and encodes 250 amino acids. NCBI's taxonomy places the organism in Eukaryota, Viridiplantae, Streptophyta, Magnoliopsida, Ericales, Ericaceae.
GGAGGCUGAAUCACUUUUUUCUCUUCUUAUCCCUCGAGCCAGCCGAAAAACUCCAAGAAACCACCUUUAUAAACAAACCCACCUGAUCUCUUUUCCCACUACUUACCCACCCAAAAACAAAACAAAAAACACCAUGAGAUACAACGAGAUCCCUCACUUCAGCCACCCUCAGCACAAGCUCAAGUUCGAGUACACAGAGGCUCUGUUCAAGUGCGACGGUUGCAAGGAAGUCGGCAUCGGCUCCCGGUACAGAUGCGCCGCCUGCGACUACGACCUCCACCUCCACUGCGCCCUCCCUUCCCCCUCCUUCGUUCACCCUUUCUACACCAAAUGCAGCUUCCAGUUCUGCUCCCGGCCGCCCGGCACGGUGGCGCGUUACUGCAACGCGUGCGAGAAGGACGUGACCGGGUUCAUGUACCAUUGCAAGUCUUGUGGGUUUGAUUUGCACCCUUGUUGUGCUAAGCUCCCCGUGGUGCUUGAUGAUGGUGAUGUCAAGCUUUACCUCUAUAGGAAGGUAAGCGCGUCGUGCCACCGGUGCGGGAGGAAGGGGAGGAGCUGGAGCUACCGGUCUUCCUGCAAGAAGUACAACUUGCACGUCGCUUGUGUGAAGGAGAUGCUGGUGGAGAGCUGGCACGAUCAUCAGAUUAUGGCUAACAAUAGCAAUUUCGGGCGCGGGGUUAACAACAACUUCCAUGGUGGUGGGAAACUGGAGACCAGGAUUCCAAAGGGAACGCUUCAGAGCUAUCAGAAGAGGAGUGGCAAUAAGGGGAAAAUGAAGAAAUGUUCUGAGAUGGCUGGUUUGGCUAUCCAGUUUGUUGUUUCGGCUGUUCUUGGGGAUCCCACUACCCUUAUUGCUGGGGUUGUUGGCUCACUCAUUUCCAAAUAGAGUUGUGGUUGUGGCCCGAAUCCUACGAAAGUCCAACGAAAAAACGGGUUUCUCUUUACGUAAUUCUUUCGUUCAGUGGUUGGUCUUUUUUUUUUUUUUUUUCCCCUUGAAGAGUACUGAUAAACGAAUCAAGUUGUUCGAGUUCGAGCUUGUGUUUGACUUAUUGAAAGCUCGUUCAAGACUGAUUUGUGAAGAAUAUUAUCUUAUCAUUUGUGAA